Molecule: messenger RNA, 903 nt
Organism: Monodelphis domestica (gray short-tailed opossum)
Lineage: Eukaryota; Metazoa; Chordata; Mammalia; Didelphimorphia; Didelphidae
Gene: EEF1AKMT1
Product: EEF1A lysine methyltransferase 1
Biological process (GO): methylation
Molecular function (GO): protein-lysine N-methyltransferase activity; nucleic acid binding
Source: RefSeq, a predicted model, not a curated record
GCAAAAGCCGGGCUUCGGAGCGUGAGUCCAUUUCGGUGCUCUUUACUAAGGUCGGCAGCGCGGGGGGCUGCUGUCAGUGCCUUGGGCAUUCAAUAAAUAAUUGUGGGACCAAAUGUGGAGCAAAUCAAAUUUAUUAUUAUUAACAUCAAAUGUGAAGAAUGAUCAUGAAAAAAGAUUAUGUUCAGCACAAGUUUAUGAGAUGGGUGAUUCUGAUGAUGAUGACAUCCCUCAGCUUUCUUCCCAUACCCUAGCAGCUCUGCAGGAAUUUUAUGAUGAACAGCAGCAGCGAAAGACUGACCCCGGUGAAGGUAAUAAAUAUAACAUCGGGGUAAUAGAAGAAAAUUGGCAAUUGAGUCAGUUUUGGUACAGUGAAGAAACAGCAUUACGAUUAGCUACUGACGCUAUUAUGGCUGCCGGUAAAGGUGGAAGGAUAGCAUGCGUCAGUGCCCCGAGUGUUUACCAGAAAUUGAGAGAGUUGAAUGGGGAAGACUUUUCUGUGUGUAUCUUGGAAUACGACAAAAGAUUUGCAGUCUAUGGAGAGGAGUUUAUCUACUAUGACUACAACAAUCCUUUAAAUUUACCCCAAAAGCUUAUUCCCCAUAGUUUUGACAUUGUUAUUGCUGAUCCACCUUACCUUUCUGAAGAAUGUCUCAGGAAAACAGCAGAAACGAUCAAGUACCUAACACAGCGAAAGAUUUUGCUUUGCACAGGUGCUAUCAUGGAGAAGGAGGCAGCAGAACUUCUUGGGGUGAAGAUGUGCAGAUUUAUUCCAAAACACACUCGAAAUUUGGCAAAUGAAUUUCGAUGUUAUGUCAAUUAUGAUUCUGGACUGAAUUCUGAAGUCAGUUGUUCAUAGCACUGUAAUACAAGAGAAGUCCUAAAUAAAAUGCUCUAUUUCCUUAA